AUGGCUCAAGCUUCGACAGUCGAACCGUCGAGAGAACGUGCUGUCUCCUCUGAGCCUUGUUCAACCCGCCCUAAUCCGUUCGACGACGACAUAUCGGCUAGAAAGCGGCGUCGCACUUCUCUGGCUAGCGCUUCCCGGAGUCGGUCCGUCGAGACGCUCGAUUCUUCCCCGAGCUCGCCCGCCGCGGGCAAGUCGGCCGCGGAAUCGACAAGCGAUUCCGCCAUGAAGAUUGACUCUGAACCCACCAUUCCCACUACCCCCGAGCGGCAACAUAUUGAGCCCGAACCAGCCUCUGAACCGCGAUCCAGCCGCGUCACAAUAAAUGUACGGACCCCGUCACGUACCCUCGAGGCGAUCGUCUCGUCUCCUCCGUCCCCCUCCGUCAGGAGUGCUACCCCGCCUGCGGUAUCGCCAACGGAUGGUGUCAGGAUCAGUGUGGAAGAAUCCGAGGCCGUCAUGUCGCUGAAAAAGGCGGUAAUGGACACGUCAGGGUCGUCGACGCCCGAUAGCGGUAGCCCCCCAGUCGAGGUCAUAACAGAUGAUGAGGGAGAGGUUGACGUGCCCUUCACCAUAUUGGAUGGGUCUGGACGUUCUCGGAUCCGAGACCCCUCGCUCGCUGUCCCAUUUCACGACGUUGCUGAGACAUAUCUGGAUACCAUGAUUCGGUUAUCGCAGUACCUUGUUACUCACGACCAGGUGUCCCACCAAUUCUCCGAAUGGAUUGAGAGUUAUCUGCUCUACCUCAAAUCCGUUCCUCCUCGCACAGCUGCCGAGUCUUACUACAGCCACCGGGAGAUAUGGCAGCAUGUUCCCGAGCUAGUUCUCUUCAUGGUCAACCGAAAGACUCCAUACCCACGACUCAGGGGCCUGAGACAGGAGAUCUUUGCGUUUUAUAGGUCCUUUGCCAGGUUGACUGCCUGUUUCAUCGAACUCGACCUCCGGGCACUGCGAAACCUGGGACUACCUGACCAGGGCCAGCUCCCGCCCCUUGCUUCCGCUCCCUAUGCUCAUGCUCUCGGUUUCCUCACCCGCAAGGAUGAGGUGAACUGGCACUCGUCACAGCCUAACAACGUAGAUGAGGACUGGAGCUACAGCGCAGAGGUGGCAGAUAUUCUGGACAUCUUCCAGACCUACUCAACUGUGCAGGGAGGCACUCUCGCAUGCCUGAAGCAGCUGGCUCUUAUUGAGCGUGAGCUUAUUUCGCACUGCCCAAGACUCACCGAUCAUCUUGGCAAUCUAUGCGUCCUCGCUUCGAAUGUCGUACAGCAGAGCUUCCGCAGACUUCGCAACCCUAGUCAGCAGGCUUCUGAGACCGCCAGGCAGACCAUUUUGCGGAGUUAUGCGCUGUUCAAGCCCAUGUCCGCAACCGUCUCGGAAAUCAUCGACAAGAACCUCAACCACCUCUCACUUGACAGCGCAGCGAACCUUCUCACCUCGCUGACCGAGAUAUAUCAGGCAUGCCUGGCUACUAAUGGCGUCGUCCCUGCGGACACGAUCGAGGCGCACCGCCAGGCCCACCCGCCUAUUGCUGCGCAGCACGUACCGGAGGCUAUGGCUUACCACUGGAAAUUCACAAAUUUCGCCAAGCUUAUCAAGUCUGGCCAGAUGCAACUCAGAGUCAUGGCUGUGAGCACUAUGUGUGGGGACCUCGUCACGUUCUACCGCAAAUGCAGCGAAUCCCUCGCUGAAGAAGCCACUAUCGCCCUCCUGAAAUAUCUUGCUCACUUCCUUAUUACGGCAGGUCUGGUCAACUACAUUCUUGGUCCGACAUGCCACCCGGAGAUCACGCUCGAGAGCAGUAACAUUGUUGGGUUUCUGAUUGUGUCGCAUACCUACUCGAAUGAGCACACAGACACCUUGUGGCAGACAGUGACCUCGACUCAAGAUCCCCGCGUGUCCGACGCCUUGAUCCGGAUGACCAGCCGCAUCACGAACCUCUUCACCACGCAAGAACCGUUGAUGUAUCUCUGCGAGAAACUAAACACGGUGCCAGUUGAAUUAUUCAGCGUGACCAUGCGUGAGUUCUGCGACCAAAUCUUCAAGCAACUCCUCGCCAAGUUUCCGGAGAGCUUUCUCACCGACUCCGCUCCAUUCGACCUUUGCAUACGCCUGAUCCGCCAGUCGUCUUGCUUUGGUUCGGGUUCGCCUAUCGCGUAUCCCGACGUCCAGCAGUUCGCGAUACAGAAGUUAGAGAGCAUCCUGAGCCACGGCCCUGGCCUGGAAGGCCGCUGGAAGAUUUACCAGGACUGCCUUGACGAUAUCGCCAGGCGAUCGCCGUCCGCGAUAGGAAGCCUUUGGGUGCUCAGAGUGGCGACACGCUCUUACCACGCUCGGGAUUUACGUGAUCUGGCGUCAGAAAAUAACUUGACGAAGCUCCUGGUCGAAGAGCUCGAAGCUGCGAUCCCGAUCGCAAAGGCUGCUGGGUUCUCAGCCGUCAUCAGUGGGCCGCAGAACGCGCCGCGGAAGGAGCUUCUUUCAUCGCUGAUGUCACAAGAGGCAUCAUCCAUCACCAAAUCUCUCGGACAGAAGCUAUGGGAUCUCCUCGUGGGCUCGAGGGCGGCUUGUCAGGAGGACAGGGAUGUUGCGUGGCAGCUCCUGAACCAGACGAUGAAGGGGAACCGCCAAGGGGACAACUCCUUUACAUCAACUUGCUUUGCCGAGUACCUUCCGACCCUGGACCCGGAAUUCUUCUGUCAGGGCACUCUCGAUUUCGUGCGCGAAUGGGUUUUGCCGCUCGUCAACGAUCCGGCGAGUAUCAUACUUGAUGAUUGUGACAGUGCUAAUCACCCGGGCAUUGAGCUGCUAUGGCGAAUGAUCCUGACUGCUCCCAGCGGCACCAUUGAGCAGCGGGCAAUUCAGACAUUGGUUAGCGACAUCUAUAUUGAGAGCCGGUCUAUCCUGUCGUUCCCGCAUUAUAGGGCACGAAAAGUACACCUGGCCUUUGUCGGCCGUUGUCUUCAACAGCUCUCUUCGGCAGCCACCAGGCUUAAAGCUUUCGCCGACGGUUCUACAAGCGGUGAUGAUGAUUCCAUGGUGAUUGUCCCCACAGAACAACAGAUGCGGGAGCAAGAGCUGCUCUUCAUCCGAUCCCUUGCGGUUUUGAGCGAGUUUCACCGACUCCACCAAGCCAAGCCAGAGUUCUCGGCGCCCGAUAUGAGAUCGCUCAUCCUGGAGUCACCCAAGGAUAUAGAAGGCGAGUCAGCAGAACUAAAAUACCAGUCAUUCGACGGGGACAGGCAAACAAAGGUCAUGCCCCUGAACAUUGGCAAGCGCAACACCGCAGCUUCGCUUUUGGCCAGUCUGCGGGAGGCCACGGGCUUCGAGAAUUACCAAAUAUACUACCGAGGCCGGCCGUUUGUUCCACACGAAAACGACAUCUGCAAGUCCCUCGAGGAUCUCAAAAUCCACAACGGCAUCAUCCUUGUUAAGAGAGAGUCCCAAGCCCCAAUUAUCCCGAAAAUCCGCCUCGGAGCCUCUCCUGUUGAGAUUGAGAUCCUCAGCCGCUUCCAGGAGCUGUGGGAGUACCUAUCGAUGGAAGAGAAACUCGCUCGUGAGAUUUACCGCUUCCUGGUCAAACUGCCGGCCGAUGAGGGCGUCCUUGAAUCCAUUGAUGAUUCCUCGCUCUCGUACAUGGACAUAUUUUCCCUAGGACAGCCCUUCAAAUCUCUCUACGCCGUACAUGCGCUUCGUGAGUAUCUGCAGUCCGAACGCCCUAGGUCAAUAGGCUCUUCCUUCGCAGGGCAGGAUGGUGAGACGAAUGGGCCGCCAGAUCACCGGGCUGCUUCCUUGGCCCGAGCCAUGUCCCUUAUCGUCCCGGCCCUCUCGGACCCACAGGUCACUGUGCAAUGCCCGGGUCAUGAAUUGCGAAUCGAACUUGGUUCUGCCCUGGUAGAGCUGUUGGUUUCGCUCCUCAAAGACCCACAACUCCCUGGCUCGGCGGCCAAGCUUCUCGACGCGCCUCUGCUGGAUCGCCUUUUGGCUAUGCUCUCAGCAGCUCUUUCGACCAACACGCCGGACAGCGCUACGAAACACGUGCCCCUCUGUCUUCAGAGUAUCUUUGAAUCCUGUUCCAUGAGUGAGGUCUUCCUGUCAACAUUUUGCGCCCAUCCAAAGGUCCCGCGCUUGCUCGAGGACCUGCUGCUCCACGACCCACGAGUCGCUGUCAGAGAGAGCACUGCCGUGCUUAUCAGUCAGAAAUGCAGUCCAGCCAAAGAAGGUCAAAGCCGCCUUGACGAUGCCUCCGCGACUUUGAAAUUGAGAGAAUUCUUUUGGCCACAGAUAUCUCGCCUUGUUGGGCAAGCGGUCGCCAACCCUGUCAACUCGGAAGAGAUUCUUAGCUUGUGCCUAGAGAUGUUCCAGACCCUGCGAGAUGCUCAGUCUGGAAUCCUCAAACUCAAAGACCUCUCCAACGAUUGGUUCAGAUUACUGCUCGGUUAUACAACCUUUGAAGAUCCGACCAAACCUGAUCAGAUCGAUUUCGUGGCAGCCAGCCUUACUCGGCUCUUGCACACUCUCAUAUGCGGGAGUAGUAAGACACUCCGCCGCGAGAUCCUUCCGCCGAGCGGCAUUGCACGGAAACUGUUCUGGAAGCACCUCUUCCCGCAUCCAGAAGAGAAGGUGAGAGAACUUGAGCCCGGCCGGCCGGUUGUGUUUCCCGAAACGCGCUCUCUUCUCCUAGAAAUUCUUUUCUCCUUGGUUCAUGAUGACCCCACCCAGUUCAUGUGGCUCCUUGAGGACAUGGACAGGCUGGUUCCGGUGUAUCCAGACUCCGAAGGUGAUUACUACGAUUACGAGCUCCCACAGCAGUUUGAAAGGGCAAAGGCGAUCAGAGCGGCUUGCGGCUACCCGGGUCUGAGGAACCUCUCAAACACUUGCUAUUUCAACUCACUCUUUGCCCAACUAUUCAUGAAUGUCGAAUUCCGGCAGUUCAUGCUCACCGCCGCCGUUCAGGAUCCCGAUCACACCCAAGGUUUGCUCUUUCAGACUCAGAAGCUAUUUGCAUUUAUGCAAAAUAGCCUUCGCCGUUUCAUCAACCCUGAGGACUGUGUUGCCAGUAUCAAGACCUACGAUGACACGCAAAUUGAUAUCGCCCUCCAAAUGGAUGUAGACGAGUUCUACAAUCUGCUUUUCGACCGAUGGGAAGGGCAAUUCCUGACAAACGACGAAAAGAAUCGUUUUCGUUCCUUCUACGGCGGCCAGCUAGUCCAACAAGUUCGGUCUCAAGAGUGCGAGCACGUUUCCGAGAGGCUUGAGCCUUUCUCUGCCAUUCAAUGCGAUAUCAAAGGCAAGAGCUCGUUGCAAGAAAGCUUGCAGGCCUACGUCGAUGGCGAAAUCAUGGAAGGAGACAACAAGUACAAGUGCUCGACCUGCGAUAGACAUGUCGAUGCUGUGAAGAGGGCUUGCCUCAAGGACAUACCGGACAACCUGAUCUUCCACCUAAAGCGCUUCGACUUUAGCUUGCGGACCCUUCAUCGGAGUAAGAUCAAUGAGUAUUUUGCCUUCCCAACCAAGAUCGAUAUGCGUCCUUACACCAUUGAUCACUUGAGCAAUCCCGCUCAGGACCAGUCGGAAGACAUCUUUGAGCUGGUCGGCAUCCUUGUUCAUUCUGGAACGGCCGACUCGGGGCACUACUAUUCGUACGUCCGAGAGCGGCCAACAGCGGACGAUGCACCCACAUGGGUCGAAUUCAAUGAUGAUAUCGUCAGCUCAUGGGACCCUGCACUGAUGGCAAGCUCGUGCUUUGGAGGCCCUGACUAUCAGCCCCACUUCCAGCCAAACAACCAGGUGUAUGAGAAGCAGUACAGUGCCUACAUGCUAUUCUACCAGCGGUCGUCCUCCCUGGCCCAAAACCAAGCGCUAGUGAGGGAAUCCGGAUGCUCCACUCCUAUUCGGGUGGAGAUUCCCGAGGCAAUGCAAGAACACAUUGAGAUGGAGAAUACCUGGAUCCUUCGGAGGCAUUGCCUAUUCGACCCCUCCCAGAUCCAGUUCGUCUGUUUGGCCCUUCUUCAACUGAAAAAUUUCAACUCUAACGGAUGCUCUCGGGACCACAUCAUGGAGACGCAGGCGCUUAGCAUGGCGUUGGGCCAUCUUGACCAGGUCGCAUCGAGGACAAAGGACGUUCCAGACUUUUACAAUCUGCUCAGUCGGUUACGAACUAUGUGUCAGGGAUGCGUCCGCUGCAGCCUUGCCGUGUUUAGCUACUUCGCCCAAUAUCCCGAAACAUUCAGGAUGUUGGUCCAGAGGAACACGGAUGCGGAUGUCCGCCAAGGGACAGCUGGCUUAUUGAUCAGACUCCUCCAAGUCAUUAAAUCGCAAGUACCUGUGCAGUAUGGGCUGCCGGUACAGGAAGGAGAUGACGACGAGGACGAAUUCGACCCCAGGACGUGUGUUAUCGCGGGCGUGAUACGCCUAUUCGAACACUUUUGGCAGCAUUUCCAGAUCAACCUGCGGUCAUGGCCCGAGGUAUUCGAUCUUAUGCUGUCGUUUGUCAAAUUGGGCCGUCACGAGCUUGCAGCCUUCCUGGCACAGCCGCACUUCCUCAGAAAUCUGCUCUACAUCGUGUGGGCUGACGCAAACUCGGAGUCGUUGCUACCUCAGCAGUUUGUGAAGAUGCUUGCUAUGGUCUCGAGGAGGCCGGCAGCCCGUCCGCCUGCUUACGAAACGAUACUUGCGCUCUUGGAUUACCUGCUUGGAAACAUCCGGUUGUCCUACACUGAGGCUGGGACCGUCAAAGGGGUGAUCCACGCUAGGGAUCGUGUCAGGCUUAACCCGGAUUUGGACCAGCCGUUCGAGAUUACCAGAAGUGAAGCCGAAAUUCUGCAUAUGUACUGCCGCACGGUUCCCGUCAAUCUUUUCUUUGACAGGCUCAUUUGCAUCAGCCAGAAUCCUCAGGCGACCUACUCGAUCAUCGGCAAUCUGAUAAAACAGAGCCAACAGAUGGAAGAAGCAGUAUACCGCACACUCCAACACGGGAUCAGCGGCCAGGUGACCCAAUACAACGUCACACCCUACCUGCGUGUCGCUGGGGACGUCUUCUGCCGCGUGGCAAGCCGAGCGCAGGUCAUCAAUGAGUUGAUCGGGCAUGUGUCGCAGCAAUGCCUGUCAUUGCAAAGUGCAGAAGGCAAGGCGUUCCUGGAUUUUCUACGCGAGACCUUUGAUGGGCCUCGGGAGAGAUCGGGGGAGACAGCGCACCAGGUCGUCAUGAGAUCUCUCGAAUUUGUGCCCGAAUGGGCACCCAGUUUGUUGGGAUACUUUGACACGUCGGUCAGCGAAGAGGUGGAGACAUUCCUCCAGGAGAAGAUCUUCCAAUACCGUUCAUACCGGUUACCCGACGCCGAAAAUGCGGACGAAGCGGCAGAAUUGGCAGAGAAAAUGAACAGCACGGCUAAAGCACUGGGGACUAGGUGUAUCUUGUUUUUGCGCGAUAAUUACGUCGCUAGGAACGUUGACGUUACAGAGCGCCUUGUCAGCGGGCUGCAGCGGGUGAUUAAACAGUGCAGCAAGUACUUCACGGAUGAUGAGGAAGCGCAGGAAUUUGCCUUGCACAUUCAAGGAAUUUUUGAGGCGUUGACCAGACUCAUGGUCGUCGAUGAACUGGAGGAAGACGGCUCCGGUAUGUACUACAGCGACUCCGAGAGCAUCAGGUCCAGCAACACAGCUGGCUGA
Molecule: messenger RNA, 7665 nt
Organism: Canariomyces notabilis
Lineage: Eukaryota; Fungi; Ascomycota; Sordariomycetes; Sordariales; Chaetomiaceae
Exons: 12
Coding region: 1-7665 (2554 amino acids)
Biological process (GO): protein deubiquitination
Cellular component (GO): cytosol; nucleus
Molecular function (GO): cysteine-type deubiquitinase activity
Source: RefSeq, a predicted model, not a curated record